Messenger RNA from Belonocnema kinseyi, 5312 nucleotides. It is a transcript of the gene mys, whose product is annotated as integrin beta-PS. Gene Ontology annotation, biological process: cell migration; cell adhesion mediated by integrin; cell-matrix adhesion. Lineage: Eukaryota; Metazoa; Arthropoda; Insecta; Hymenoptera; Cynipidae. Gene Ontology annotation, molecular function: integrin binding. Gene Ontology annotation, cellular component: focal adhesion; cell surface; integrin complex. The transcript is spliced from 10 exons. The coding region runs from base 224 to 2656 and encodes 810 amino acids. The record is from RefSeq and is a predicted model, not a curated record.
UGUUUGCACGACUUACCCUUGCACAUAUGUGGGCCAUAUGUUGGGUGUAUGGUGUGUUGGCGGCGACUGACUCAAUUCUGUUGAAGUCGUCGAGUUCAUGUGAGACGUGAGUGAACUUUGGUGUAUAAGCUCCUUUUAUGGUGGUCCAUAUAACAAAAAACAAAAGUUUGUGUCAAAGUUGUGAUGCUGCAAAGUUAAAGUGCUUUUAGUUUAAGAAAAAAAGAUGUUUGACAAGUUAACCAUAAGAUUUGUAACACUGGCAGUGUUAUGGGUGGUCUAUGUUCAAGCAAAAUCACAGUCAGGGACAAACAACUGUCCCAGCAGAACAACUUGUCACGAAUGCAUUCAGACAGAGUUCUGUGCCUGGUGUGCGAAGCCCUUUCGGAAUGAAAAACGGUGCUUCUAUGUACCAGGUCCAGGUGAAUGUCCUAAAGAAGAUCUUUUUUAUCCAAUGAAUAUCUUCAGUAUAGUGCAAAACCGAAAUUUAAGCUCCACAAUUCAGUCUGCAUCUACUUUGUCUCAAAGUACGAUGUCCGCCGAUCAUACAGGUGAUGAAAAGCAUGAAGCUGUUCAAAUAGCACCUCAGGAAGUCAAUGUAAAAGUGAAAAUAAAUCAAGCUCAGAGAGUACGAUUCUCAUUUUCUCAAGCUGAGGAUUACCCCGUCGAUCUUUACUAUCUCAUGGACCUGAGUAAAUCAAUGGAGGAUGAUAAGAAAAAGCUCUCUGAUUUGGGGGAUCGGCUUGUUAGAGAAAUGAGUAAUCUUACGAGUAAAUUUCGACUAGGUUUCGGAAGUUUUGUUGACAAAGUUGUAAUGCCUUACGUGAGCAUUGUACCAUCACAACUUCUGGCUCCAUGUCAAGGGUGCGCUGCUCCAUAUGGUUUCAAGCACAUUAUGAACCUUUCACAAAAUACCAGUCUUUUUGUGGGCCUCGUUCAAAAUGCUCCCGUUUCUGGAAAUCUGGACGGGCCAGAAGGAGGCUUCGAUGCAAUAAUGCAGGCAGUAGUUUGCAAAAAUGAAAUUGGCUGGCGUGACAAAGCUCGUAGGCUCCUCGUAUUUUCAACAGAUGCCACUUUCCAUUAUGCCGGUGAUGGAAAACUCGGUGGAAUUGUAAAGCCUAAUGAUGGAAUGUGUCAUUUGGAUUCCAAUGGGCUGUAUACUCACUCAUCAUUGCAAGAUUAUCCAAGUAUCUCGCAAAUCAAUCAAAAGGUCAAGCAAAAUGCAAUCAAUAUUAUAUGGGCAGUUACUGAGGGAGAAAUGGGCACUUAUUCGAGACUCUGCUCACACAUUGAAGGAUCUUCUGCUGGAGAACUCUCAAAUGAUUCGAGUAAUAUUGUAGAAUUGAUUAAAAAUCAGUACAAUCAGAUUCGAAGUACGGUGGAGAUCAAAGAUACAGUUAGCAGUAAUGCUAUUAAAAUUAAAUAUAUGUCUCAGUGCCUCAACGGCAACGAAAUAGAAACGACGAAGUGUGAUAAGUUGAAAAAGGGGGACAAAGUGGAGUUUUCGGCUUAUAUUACUGUCACUCAUUGUCCGGCCAAUCGAUCAGAAUGGAAUCAGAGCUUCACAAUCUACCCAGUUGGAAUUAAUGAAACUUUAAAAAUAAAUUUGGAAAUGAUUUGCGAGUGUGAUUGCGAGCGUCCAGAAUAUGAGAAAUAUGAGGAAAAUUCAUCAAGCUGCAGUAACAAUGGAACGUAUAAAUGUGGCGUUUGUGACUGUAAUGCCGGCAGCUUUGGAAAGAAUUGCGAAUGUAACAACUCUGCAAAUGAUCACAAUAAAAACUUUCAAAAUUGUAGACCUGACAAUACUUCCGUACUCGAUUGUUCGGGCAGAGGAGAGUGUUCCUGUGGCACAUGUGAAUGUUCUCAGAUGCAAUUGGUAGACAAUUUGAAAGUAUGGGGCGAUUAUUGCGAGUGCGACAAUUUCUCGUGUGAUCGUCGUGAAAAUAAGUUUUGCUCUGGUCAUGGAAAAUGCGGAUGCAAAGGAAUCUGCGAGUGUGAAGACGGCUGGACGGGCAAAGCCUGUGAAUGUAGAUCAACAACUGACACAUGCAUAGAACCAGGAACUGACCUACCGUGUUCAGGAAAAGGAUCUUGUAAAUGUGGACAAUGCGAAUGCAAUGUGGAGGAUGGGGUUCGAUAUUCGGGAACGUAUUGCCAAAAAUGUGCCACAUGUCAGAAUCAAUGUCUGAAAUUAGAACCGUGUGUCUUGUGUCAAGUGUACAGCGAAAUUUCGAAUCUAACGCAGGAAGAGUGUGCAGCUAAUUGCACAGGAAUUGAAAUACAACGUGUUGAAAUAAUCGACAAAACUUUAAUUAAAGAAGACGAAAAUCUUUGCCAGUACAAAGACAGUGAAGAUUGUGUCUACUUUUUCAUUUACUAUUCGAACGUGACGAAACUGUUCAUUCAAGCACAAAAUAAACCUGAAUGUCCACCCGAGAUUUAUUUGCUCGGCAUAGUAAUGGCUGUUAUUGCAGGAGUUGUGUUAAUGGGUCUGACGAUUCUAUUUAUAUGGAAGUUGUUGACUACCAUUCAUGACAGACGGGAGUAUGCGAAAUUCGAGAAAGAAAGGAUGAUGGCCAAGUGGGAUACGGGCGAGAAUCCAAUUUACAAGCAAGCUACCUCAACCUUUACAAAUCCCACUUAUGGUGGAAAGCGUUAGAACGUUUGCAAAUAAGUUACUUUGUAACUUGUGACUUAUGGAAACAUCUUUUCAGUAUUGAUUUUCAAAGUCAUAAUAUGUAUUAAGAAAGGAGAAACUGCAUUCGACUCAUUGGUGCUCAUUCAUUAGCUACUUUAUUCGUGAAGUGGUUUACGGAAUCCCAUAGACAAUUUUAUUAUUAUUUAGAUUUUUACAUUAUUUAAUUAAUAUUGUUUUCUUUAAACGGCUGACGCAAACGUUACGUGUCUUUUACCUUAUUCCGACAAUGAGAAACAAUCUUGCCAAGAGUUUAAAAUCAGCAAAAAAAAAUAAGCAGAUUUGAUACUACAAAAUGAAGCAUAGACUUGUAGCUUGUUUGUGCGUGAAAUGAGACUGAUUCAUUCCAAAAUAAAAUGCGCAUUGACGAGUCGGACCUUUCAGUUUAUCUUUUGUCAAUGCUGACCGAAAUUUCAAUGCUGAUUCUAAUCUUUAAAUUUAUUUCACGUGCAGAUAGACACUAUGAAAUGUGAUGGAGCGCGCACGACUAAAGUUUUUUUUUUUUCGGUUCUUCGGAAGAAAAAAAAAAUUAGAAAAAUGUUUGUUUUUUUGUUGUAUAUUUUCAGGCAUUCUUAAGUAAGUUGUCGUGCAAUAGGCGAAUUUGCGGGCAGCUUUAGGGCUUUAAUAUAUUUAAAGAGCAAUACUGCCAUAAUUACUUAGUCUUAUCGAGUGUCGUUAAUGUGCAUGUAAUAAGAGAAGAGUACUUUAUUGGUUUCAUGUUUUAUUGAAUUCUAUAAAACAUUAAUUGCCAUAAACGUAUUGAUGGUAACGUGGGGAGAGAUCGAGUAGCGACUGUUUCAUUACUAAAGUGCCUUUCACGUUAUUCAGAUGUAUGCCUUUAUUUCAAUUGUUGGGAGAAUUUUUGUUAUUUUCCACAAAAUUCUAGAUUACAUUUUAUUUUUGAAAAUAAAUCCAAUAGUCUCCGUACUACUUCUAUAUGCCAAAUUUCUCAAAGGGAUCUUCCAAAAAGUUAUAAAGUUGCGAGAAUCGAAUCUAUUGUUGAGUCAUGAAAAGAAAAUUCGAUCAAAGUCAUGUUCCACGUUUAUAAAAAGAUCUAUUUGUUCUUUAUCCAAUUUUCCAUUUGGCCUGAUCCAAAUUUUCUUUCUAUAACUCAAGCCUUGAUGAAUAUUUAAAUACAUUUGUAAUAUACAUAUACAUACACAAAUAGCUAUAUGUAUACACUCGUUUAUAUAUAUUCUAGAAAAUUUUACAAAUAAGAAUGAUCUUUUAUAUUUAUGCGUAAAAUACACACAAAAGUACUUACCCAAUAAUUACACAACAUAAUAAAAAAAAAAAGAUUUUUUUUAGUCAAUAUUAAAUUUAUAAUUACGUUUCGUACAGCGCAAUAAGAUUUUUACCGCAAUUGUAUUAAAACAUUUGUAUACUUAUUGGGUACAUUUUUUUCACAGAUUUUUUAAAAAGUAUUACCAAAAAAAGUGAAAUAAUCGCUCUGAUUAUUAUUGAUUUUGCGAAGUUCAUUGGAGUACGUAUUGUUGGGGAAUUAUAUUAAUUGAAAAUUUGUAGUCCAAAAGUGAAUAUAUAUUAGGUAUAUUAUUAGAAAUAUAUUAAUUAGCAGAGUAGCCAGCUUGGGAAAAGUAGAUAGCACAAAUUGCUAUUUUCAAAUAACAGCAAAUAAGUUUAUAAAUUUGACCUAACGAGAUUUCAGAACAGUAUAUUUAUAUUUAAGUUCAUCGGACUAUCGAUAAAAUGCCAAUAUCGAACAUCAACUACUAUAUAAACUUUAUAUAAAUAAAUUAUGAGAGGAAAAAUGUCGACAUAUCUUAUACUGGAAUAAUUCUUUGCUUUUUUAUUAUUUUAAAAUAUUUUUUGUAUACAUACAUUGAUCAUGUUAGACUGGCUUAUCUAUACUCCUUACAGCAGUCAUUAUAAGUUAUCAGACAAUCUCAUCGAUGUACAUUAUUCACUAUUUUCAUGAACGUCUAUUUAAAGGCGCUUUAUAGUAUCUCUGCGUGUACAACUGUGAAAAACCCGUUCUAACGUCUUUCACUAGGAAAGGGAUUAAUUAAAUCGAUUCUUACAGGUUAAUAUAGUACAGUUGGCGAAUUAACUAACAAUGUCAGUAGACAGGCACUGGCGUUUCUGGAUCUAGAUUCCUACCUUACCGACAUUGGGCAGAUUCUAUAUCUGUAUUGGUUUGUGUCCGUGCUAAGCUUCUGGAACUUUCUCAGAGGGUUCUGAUGAAGUCUAUAAUAAUAUUGCUCAACUAUGAGAACCAAAUUUGCGUAAACAGCUUCAAGGUUAUAAUAAUAAAUAACCUUGAAGCUGUUUACGCAAAUUCGGCUAUCACAAUUAUGCAAUAUUAUUCUGUGACGUCAUCAGGGCCCUAUGAGAACAUUCUAGUAGCUUAGGACGGACACGAAACACUACAGCUAUACAAUUUUCGCGAUGCCGAUAAAGUAGGAAUCUUGAUCCAGAAACGCCCUUUCCUAUCUACUAAUAUCCUGUGUUUAUCUCGUUUAUUUUUUAAAGUUAUACUUUACUGAAUUUUGUAUCAUGUAUGAUUGACAGGAUGCUUUUAUUGUAUGAUAUAUGUGGACUGAAUAUGUUAGAAUCAGCUAAGUUUUGCGACAAGAUAUAAUAAAGAUGUGGAUGAAACCAA